GGGGUGGGCGCUGCAGCCCCUUAAAGCCUCCUGGCCCAAAGAGCCUUGCCCAGACCCCGCGGCUCCCCGCGCUCCCGCAGCUCCGGCGCCCAGAGAACCAGGGAUGUCAGACACGGAGGAGGUCACCGAGGAGUAUGAGCAGGAGCAGGAAGAGGAGUGCGUGGAGGAAGAAGAGGAAGAAUGGAUAGAGGAAGAUGACGGUCAGGAGGAGCAGGUAGAGGAGGUGGAGGAGGAGAGCACAGAAGCCAAGGCAGAAGAGCAAGAAGAUGAAACGAAAGCAGCAGGAGAAGGUGGAGAGGGAGAGCGGGAGCAGGAGCCCGGGGAAGGGGAAUCGAAGCCAAAACCCAAGGUCUUCAUGCCCAAUUUGGUGCCCCCCAAGAUCCCAGAUGGCGAGAGACUGGAUUUUGAUGACAUUCACCGCAAGCGCAUGGAGAAGGACCUGAACGAGCUGCAGGCCCUCAUCGAAGCCCACUUUGAGAGCAGGAAGAAGGAGGAAGAGGAGCUGCUGUCCCUCAAGGACAGGAUUGAGCAGCGGCGAGCGGAGCGGGCGGAGCAGCAGCGGAUCCGCAGCGAGCGGGAGAAGGAGCGCCAGGCCCGCAUGGCCGAGGAAAGAGCCCGCAAGGAGGAAGAGGAGGCGCGGAAGAGGGCGGAGGAGGAGGCGCGGAAGAAGAAGGCGUUCUCCAACAUGCUGCACUUUGGGGGAUACAUGCAGAAGUCAGAGAAAAAGGGUGGCAAGAAGCAAACAGAGCGGGAGAAGAAGAAGAAGAUCCUCAGUGAGCGACGGAAGCCCCUGAACAUCGACCACCUCAGUGAAGACAAGCUGAGGGACAAGGCCAAGGAGCUGUGGCAGAACAUCCAUGACCUGGAGGCUGAGAAAUUUGACCUGCAGGAGAAAUUCAAGCGGCAGAAAUAUGAGAUCAAUGUUCUUCGAAAUCGCAUCAGUGACCACCAGAAAGUAUCCAAGGGUGCCCGUGGGAAGACCAUGGUGGGCAGCCGAAGGAAGUAGAGGCUCAGGGAGAGAGGAGCCUCAGGAGCUGCAGGGGCUGCACAGAGCCCUGGCUGCAGGAGUGGGGCUUCCAGGGGGCAGAGGCCUCAGGAGUGUCCCACUGCCCCCCCCAGUGUUGUUGUGUCUGUAAAUAAAGAGGUGCUGAGGGGUGCA
Messenger RNA from Melospiza melodia melodia, 1159 nucleotides. RefSeq names its product troponin T2, cardiac type (gene TNNT2). The record is from RefSeq and is a predicted model, not a curated record. The transcript is spliced from 17 exons. NCBI's taxonomy places the organism in Eukaryota, Metazoa, Chordata, Aves, Passeriformes, Passerellidae. Gene Ontology annotation, biological process: cardiac muscle contraction; regulation of muscle contraction; sarcomere organization. Bases 104 to 1006 code for a protein of 300 amino acids. Gene Ontology annotation, cellular component: troponin complex. Gene Ontology annotation, molecular function: troponin I binding; tropomyosin binding; troponin C binding.